Messenger RNA from Pelobates fuscus (common spadefoot toad), 753 nucleotides. Its product is annotated as cytochrome c oxidase subunit 4 isoform 1, mitochondrial-like. Gene Ontology annotation, biological process: mitochondrial electron transport, cytochrome c to oxygen. The transcript has 5 exons. Bases 105 to 644 code for a protein of 179 amino acids. The record is from RefSeq and is a predicted model, not a curated record. Lineage: Eukaryota; Metazoa; Chordata; Amphibia; Anura; Pelobatidae.
CUACUUUCUGUUUGAGCUGUUAUAAAUAAGGACUAGAGUAUCUCCCAGCACCAUUCACAGCUUAGACUGAGGCACGUACUUUCCUCAUCACAGCACAAACCAAGAUGCUAACUUCUGUUGCUCGUGCCCUGAAAGGGACAAGGUCCAUCGCCUGGAGAAGCUUGUCUACCACCAGCUCUCAAUCUGCAACUCAGGGAUAUGGUUUUCCCAGUAAUUACCCAAUUGAUUAUUCUAAAACAAUGUACUGUGACCGACGGGAAUACCCCUUGCCUGAUGUACCGUUUUUAACUGAACUGACCAAAGAGCAGAAGGCUCUGAAAGAAAAAGAAAAUGGACCCUGGAACCAGCUUACCAAAGAAGAAAAACUAGCUUUAUAUCGGAUAAACUUCUGCCAGUCCUAUAAAAAGAUGAAUGCAGGAUCAGGAUCAGAGUGGAAAACCAUCGUGGGCGGCGUGAUGUACUUCUUGGCUUUUGGUGGAUUAUAUCUCUGGUGGCACCGAACAUACGUGUAUGGACCUGUUCCCCAUACCCUCUCUAAGGAAUGGAUAGAGGUUCAGUCCAAAAGAAUGAUUGACAUGAGAAUUAAUCCUGUUACUGGCUUCUCAUCCAAUUGGGACUAUGAGAAUAAUCAGUGGAAGAAGUAACCUGUAACCUACCACUGAGACAAAACCUAAUCAAUAAAGAAAAUGGAUUUAAUCAUAACAGCAUAUUAUUUGAAUGUAUCAUGUGCAUACUUAUUAAAAAAAAAAAGAA